AUGGAUUUUACCACAAGAAGACGGUUUUGCCUACCACUGUGGUGCAUGGUGCUGAUCAAUCUGAUUAACGCAGAUUUUGAAUUUCAAAAGGGAGUGCUUGCCAGCAUCAGCCCAGGGAUCACAGAAGACAUUGAUCACCAGUGCUGGAACGCUUGCUCUUUGAUGUUGAUAGAUCUCAAGAAACUCAAGAUAGAGCACAAUGUGGAUGCUUUCUGGAAUUUCAUGUUGUUCUUGCAAAAAUCCCAGCGGCGUAGACAUUAUAAUGUCUUCUUAAGCAUAACUCGGGAUUUCUGGAACAUGUAUGUAGACUGCUUGCUUUCAAGAUCUCAUGGAAUGGGUAGAAGACAGGCGAUGUCUCCCAAGUAUGAUUUUCCACAAAAGAUAACAGGAGGACUGGAUUUUACAAAAACAUGA
Messenger RNA from Pteronotus mesoamericanus, 414 nucleotides. RefSeq names its product family with sequence similarity 237 member B (gene FAM237B). Lineage: Eukaryota; Metazoa; Chordata; Mammalia; Chiroptera; Mormoopidae. The record is from RefSeq and is a predicted model, not a curated record. The transcript is spliced from 2 exons. The coding region runs from base 1 to 414 and encodes 137 amino acids.